AUGAACAUUGCUAUCAGAUUGACUGAAAAAGCCUACGAAAAUUGUUUGUUUAGGGAGGCACUUAAGAAUGGGUUUUACGACUUGCAAGCUGCUCGAGAUGAGUAUAGGCUCUCUUGCGGCAGUGGCGGCAUGAAUCAUGACUUGAUACUGAAGUUUAUGGAUGUGCAAACACGCCUCAUUGAACCAAUCUGUCCUCAGUUUGCAGAGCAUGUUUGGAGGGAACUUUUGAAGAAGGAAGGCUCUGUGAAACAGCUCUCGGUUCCAAGAAGGCCUAAGAAAGGUGCUCAAGUAACAGAGGAGAAGAUGAAAGGCCUAGUAUAUGUGAAUGAGGAAUUUGAUGGAUGGAAAGCUCACUGCCUCGAGAUUCUUCAAAGGAAAUUUGACCAGCAAACCCGUACUUUUGCCCCUGAUCAGAGAUACUUGGAGAACUGA
This is a messenger RNA of Microthlaspi erraticum, 432 nucleotides long. NCBI's taxonomy places the organism in Eukaryota, Viridiplantae, Streptophyta, Magnoliopsida, Brassicales, Brassicaceae. The record is from the annotation of a GenBank genome assembly.